AUGGAUUCCCUAGACGAGGCUGUCAAGCAGCUGUGCUGGCGGAUGUGGUCAGCACUCUUUCCGAAAGGCUUUCGGGUGCGCCGACGCUUCUGGCCGCGAGUGGCGCGAGAGACCCGGGACACCGGGAGCCAAUGGGAACAGUAUCCGCAGGAGGAGCAGCAGAUCCUCGAAUACGAUCUUUGGGUCGUCUCGCAACUCUCGGCUGUGGAGGAUCCGGGAAAGCAGGACAGAAGCACUUGGCCGCCUGAGAAGCAAGCCUGGGACUCGGCUUCGACCAGAGGUGUCGACGUGGUCUUCUCCAAGUCUGCCUGCGACUGGGCUUUGGAGACGUUUGGAACCGGCUCAGAAGCUUCUGCAGCCGCUACAGAGCCGGAAUUGCCGCCGUUCGACCGGCGCGUCGUGGACUUGGUUCGGCAAGUCAUGCCCUCGGCCGGCGAUCUCGAGUCACCGCUCAAAGGCCUGGACAGCCUCCGCGCUGGCUGGCUCGCCGGCUCCUUGCAGAGCCUGGGCCGGGCCGUGAGCAGCGAGGCGGUCCGACGUGCAACGAACCUCAAGAGCCUGGUUCGCAUAGUGAAGGCUGCGCCCGCUGCACCGAAAGUUGCGCCAGCUGGGGCAGCUGAGUAUGCGAUUUGGUUCACACCGGGGCAGUUUCAGCCAAUGAGUCCGUGGCUCACCCGUGCCGAGUCGCCAGCAGAUGUGCCGGCGAUGCGCCUAGCAGUCGAGGCUUUGCUGGAACGACACCCAUCACUGCGAGCAGUCAACAUCGACUCCAUGGCCUUGCGCGGCUUCGUGCUUAGCUGCGCCUCCCUCUUCGCCGCGAUCUUGGGACCAAAGACACCCGCAAGCCUCCGAUCGGCCAUCGGUGCGUUGCUUCUCCGCUGUUGGCCGCGGGUGGCAGUCGAUGUGCCCCAUGUUGAAUCCAGCAAGGACAAAGCGGUCCCCUUCGCGGUCCUGGAGUUCACAGGGCAAAGUGAACUGGAGAGGCACCUGCAGAGCCGAGGCUGGCAUUUGACCAAGCCACCGUUCGAAGUGACGCUUCUCCAGCUGAAUGUCGCGCUCGAAGGGGUAUGGGACUGCCAAGGUGGACACAUCUCCAUCGUCCGGGUAGAUGGAGGAGAUCUGGUCUAUGUGGAUUCGCAGCGCUGGCAGGCCGCCGUGCUCCGUGCGCCCGAGGAUCCCCGAAGUCCAGCACCACCGGUUAUGAGUCGUCCGUUGCUGGCCGGACGUUUGGGCAGUGCCGGAGUGUGGUUGCGGGUCGUCGCUCCGGGAGAGAUGCAGGUCUGGUGGCAAUCCGCGCCCGGCGUGGAGCCCUUCACUUUUUCAGCCAGCAGGAUUCCUCAACAGUACGACCGUCUCGACACCAUCUCCUUCGUCAUGAUGCAGUGCUAUCAUGCCUUCGGAGAUGGUUACUGUUAUUCGCCGAUUGCGUCGGACCUUUUCGAUGCCUAUGAGGCCUGCAGAGCCCCUGAGACACGUGAGCUGCCACCAGCUCGUAACGAAGCUUUAGGCAUUCUGCAACGUCGCCUGAAGGAGACUUUGUCCUUCCAGUCGGAAGACCCCUCGCGCCACUCGCUCCGUGGAGCUUUGUGGGGUGCAUGCUUCAACGGCUACUCCAGCGACGUAACUGUGGAAGGAGAGACGCUGGGAGUCUUUAAGGCGGUGGCAGAGAGGUAUGCCCUGCCCAUGCGUCUCGGCGGCACUGAAGGAGGGCCGAAGAAGUUCGGAAGUUGCAUUGAGAAUGUUUCAGAAUCUGUGCAGGAAAUGGCAUCCUUCACAAUGGACAUCGCAGACAAGCUGGGGACAGGAGCAUGCUCUGUCGUCUAUGGGCUUCGCCUUGUGGACGCGGAUUCUGGCGACACAGAGCAGUCCCGGCCCCUAGCCGCGAAGUUCCUCGUUCACCGGGAUGGCUGCAGGGAUCGCCACGAGCUGCCUCGAGAGGCGAAGAUGCUCAUGCUGGCUUCUGGCAACCGGUACAUCCUCAAAAGCUUCGGUCUCUUCGAGGUGGAUCUGGAUGCGCAACCCAAACUUCGCGGCUUUUUUGCAAUGACCUCCAGCCACAAGGCACCAAAGACUGCAAUCGUAGAGACGCCCCCGGGCCGGGGGUUUUUCCUCCUCGAGGAACUUUGCUGCUGCACGCUCCACGACUUGGUGGAGCACGUUUCUUUCAAGGAGUCAGAAGCUGCAUUUGCUCUGCACUCCGUGCUUUGCGGGCUCAUGCAUCUCCAUGCCCUUGGCAUCGUGCAUCGCGACAUCAAGACCGCCAACAUCAUGGUUUCCGACGGCGGACUCCGUGUGAUCUUGGGCGACUUCGACCUUGCUGCAUGUCUGCCUGAUGGAAGCGCCGAGAUGGCCUGGAACUGUGGGACUGCAGGAUACCUGGCACCAGAAGUUUAUGGCAGCCACAAAGGCAGCAAGGCCACAGAUCUUUUUGCAUUGGGAGUGGUGCUCUACAUCCUGCUGACAAAGAGCCAGCCUUUUCUUCACGAGACGCCGCUUCUUACCGAGCUUGCCACCAGAGAUGGAAGGCUUUCAAUCGAACCGGAGACGCUGCAGAUGUUUCGCAGCCACGAAGCCUGCGAUCUGUUGCUGUGGCUGUUGGAGCCUCGACCCGAACACCGCCCCGAAGCCUUGGAAGCCCUCGAGAGCGAAUGGCUGUGCAUCAGGGAGCCCGAGAGUGAAGGUGUCCGGGCGCUUGUGCGGCAGUGGUCGCGCACGGACAGCCUCGAACAGAACUUGGCGACUUCAGAAACCAAGAAUCCGGAUGCACGCAACACUCACAGUGUGGCACACAGCAGUAUCAAAGAGCAGCUGCGCCGAACUUUUACAAGCCCCUCAUCCUUUUUGACGCGUUCUUCAAAGAAGCAGGCACGAAAAGAGCGAGACUCCAGGAUCUUCCGAACGACCUUUGCCAGCUCUGCGCGCUCG
Symbiodinium necroappetens is the source of this 2925-nucleotide messenger RNA. The record is from the annotation of a GenBank genome assembly. Lineage: Eukaryota; Dinophyceae; Suessiales; Symbiodiniaceae.